AUGUCAUUGACAUUAAUAUCAUCAUCCAAAUGUCAUAAUGGAGAGGUGCGAAGAUAUAGUCAUCAAUCAGCUGUCAACAACUGCGAGAUGAAGUUCCAUGUCUUUGUCCCGGGUUGCAUCUCAGACAGACCUGUGCCAGUACUGUACUUCUUGAGUGGACUCACUUGCACAGAUGAGAACUUCAUUACAAAGGCAUGCGCUAUUCAAGGUGCAAACAGAGAGAACAUCAUGUUGGUGUGUCCAGAUACUAGUCCACGUGGAGCUGAUGUUCCAACAUCGACUAGUGAUUCAUUCAUUGGACUUGGUGCUGGAUUCUACAUUGACGCCACUCAAGAGCCAUGGUCAAAGAACUACCAAAUGUUCUCAUACAUCACCAGUGAGCUAUUCAACCUAGUUAGUUCAAACUUCAAUGUUGACAAGGAUAGACAAUCAAUCUUUGGUCACAGCAUGGGAGGUCAUGGUGCUUUGAUCUCUGCAUUCAAAAAACCUGGACAGUACAGGUCAGUGUCAGCAUUGGCACCAAUAUGUGAUGCACCUAUCUUCCCAGCUGUGACUGAGUACUUGGGCAAGGAUGUGUCCAAGCAUCAAGAGUAUUGUGCUCACUUGCUGGCGCGUACUUAUAAUGGUCCUCACCUGGAUAUAUUGGUGGAUCAGGGUACCAGUGAUGACUUCCUCCCCAAGCUCUUCCCAGAGCUGCUCAAAGAGGCGUGUGCCGCCAACACCCAACAUAUCACUCUCUCGCAUCACAUGCGCGAGGGAUAUCCACACAACUACUGGUUCAUACAGACCUUCAUCGAGGAUCACAUUGCCUUYCCAUGCCAAGCAUCUCAACAAUCAUCAUUAAACGCGUUUAAACAGGCGUGUGUGUGGUGUAGCUCGCUGGCUGGCUGGCAUCCCAUUACAUGUAUACACCUUUACCCGGGUCAUGUCGUUGAC
Molecule: messenger RNA, 936 nt
Organism: Acytostelium subglobosum LB1
Lineage: Eukaryota; Evosea; Eumycetozoa; Acytosteliales; Acytosteliaceae
Exons: 4
Biological process (GO): formaldehyde catabolic process
Cellular component (GO): cytosol
Molecular function (GO): S-formylglutathione hydrolase activity
Source: RefSeq, a predicted model, not a curated record